CGUGAAAACGUUCACUACUCUUUAAUUGAAGGCCAUUAAUAGAAUUAUCCGUACACAAGAAGAAGCAUUUUUUAUCAGUGCAGCUUAGAAGCAACAAUGGCAUCGACAAAUAAUGCGAGUCACGAUGUAGACAGAAGCUCGGGUGCAGGUCGUCCCUCGACCGUGGACCACCGCACUGUACCACCCCUGGGCAUGACAGGCCAAGAAUUCCAGAAAGCAGGCCUCUCCGUGAUCAACGAGAUUGAAAAAUACUAUUCCGAAAUCUCAACCAGAGAUGUUCUGCCGUCAAUCGAGCCCGGCUACCUCCGGAAACUGCUCCCCACCUCGCCACCCCAACACGGCGAAGCAUGGCCCGAGAUCGAAAAGGACAUCGAACGGGCCAUCAUGCCCGGAAUCACACACUGGCAGAGCCCCAAGUUCAUGGCCUUCUUCUCCGCCAGCAGCACGUACCCGGGCAUGCUAGGCGAGCUGUGGAGCGCGGCUCUGACCGCGCCGGCAUUCAACUGGAUCUGCUCGCCGGCCGUCACGGAGCUCGAAACGAUUGUUCUGGACUGGCUGGCACAGGCGCUGGCGCUGCCGGAGAUUUUCCAUUCUCACGGGACCGGCGGAGGUGUCAUCCAGGGCUCGGCGAGCGAGGCGAUCGUCACUGUGGUGGUGGCUGCGCGAGAACGCUAUGUUCGACGACAGAUUGAGAGGGAGGGAGUCGUGGACGCGGAUGCGAUUGAGGAUCGAUCGUGUGAGAUUCGAGCGAAGUUGGUGGCCUUGUGCUCGGACCAGGCGCAUUCGUCUACGCACAAGGCGGCCAAUAUUGCGGGCACGCGGAUCAGGAAGCUGAGCACGCGGCGUGAAGACGCCUAUGCAUUGAAGGGAGGAGUUUUGCGUAAGAAAAUUGAGGAGCUCAUAUCACAAGGUCUAUUCCCAUACUACUUAACUGUCAGCAUCGGCGCGACGAGCACUUGUGCGGUGGACGAUCUUGUUGAGAUUGCCGGUGUGGCCAAGGACUAUCCUGACAUCUGGAUUCACUGCGAUGCAGCUUACGCGGGAGCAGCACUGGUGCUGCCCGAAUACCAACACCUCUCCAAGCAGUUGGCAUUCUUGGACUCGUUCGAUAUGAAUAUGCAUAAAUGGCUGUUGACAAAUUUCGACGCGUCAUGUUUGUACGUGCGAAAACGACGAGAUCUGACGGACACGCUCGGGAUGACUCCAGCAUAUCUCAAGAAUCAGUUCACGGACAGCGGCUUGGUGACAGACUACCGCGACUGGCAGAUACCGCUUGGCCGUCGAUUCCGUGCCCUGAAAAUUUGGUUCGUGAUGCGAACGUGGGGUGUUGCAGGCUUGCAGGAGCAUAUCCGACAUCACAUCGCAUUGGGAAAAUUGUUUGCUGAUCUUGUGCGGUCAAGAAGCGACAUCUUCAGCAUCUUGUCUCCGCCAGAUUUUGCGUUAACUGUCUUGACCGUCGUGCCGCGGAAUGCAGGACGCCCUGAGAACACCAAAGCCGCAGAUGGAGGUGACCCACGACCUGACCAAGACAGUGAAGUUUCUGUGCAGCCUUUGGUGGACGACGCCAACAUCAAGGCCGCCAACGAUGUGACGGAGAAGGUCUACAAUAUCAUCGACUCAAGCCGGGAAUACUUCUUAACUUCCACUCUUGUUGGGGGAGUAUAUGCAAUUCGUGUUGUGUCCGCUAAUCCUUUGGCAGAAGAGAAAUAUGUUCGGGAUGUAUACGAGAAGCUUGUGCAAGCUGCCGAGAAGGUACUAGAUGAAGUAUGAUAGAUGGGUGUACAGAAAAUUCUCGUCAGUCUGAAGUGAAUCAGAUAGUGGCCUUCGCUAGAAUGCUCGUUCUGUUAAUUGAGCAUCGAU
Messenger RNA from Dissoconium aciculare CBS 342.82, 1860 nucleotides. RefSeq lists its product as uncharacterized. The transcript has a single exon. The record is from RefSeq and is a predicted model, not a curated record. Gene Ontology annotation, biological process: amino acid metabolic process. Lineage: Eukaryota; Fungi; Ascomycota; Dothideomycetes; Mycosphaerellales; Dissoconiaceae. Gene Ontology annotation, molecular function: pyridoxal phosphate binding; carboxy-lyase activity. The coding region runs from base 97 to 1770 and encodes 557 amino acids.